This is a messenger RNA of Caenorhabditis auriculariae, 2384 nucleotides long. NCBI's taxonomy places the organism in Eukaryota, Metazoa, Nematoda, Chromadorea, Rhabditida, Rhabditidae. The record is from the annotation of a GenBank genome assembly.
AUGAUGAUUCAUCACAAGCUCUGCGCCUUUGGCAACCUCUCCUUCUCUGACAGCCUGGUAAUUUUUAGAACUAAAACGUUUCUUUUUGGCAAAGAAUCAAACUUAUCUUGGACAGAACAUUUUACGUUUAAACAGUUUUUGUCUGAGUAACAGUCCUUUUUCUUCUGUUAUUUUUGAGACUGUCUCUCCUCGCCGACUCGGCCAUUGGGCCUAGCAUUUUCUAUUCUAUCUCGACCGUCGAAAGUCGAACCACCAACGGUAGUCAUUUCAAACACCGAAUACUUCGAAUUUGAUUACUCUCAACUCGUUCAGUUGGUUCCUCGGAGCCAUCCGAUCAAUACAGUUCAAAAGAAUUCAAAAAAAAAACUCAGUACAAAUCGCAAAAAAAAGUGACAUUGAGAUCCAAAUCGGUUCCAAAACUUUCAGGCAAACGGAUCCUUUCACGAAGGAACUCUAAACCCCAAUCGUCGCUUCAUACGGUUUCAUCCUCGGCGAAGUCUUCCUCCAGAAGCUUCUAAAGUUCUUUCUGGACUAUCAAAACAGUCAGUUCCCCUUUGACAACGAACAGCUUCCUUCAGGAAAUUACGCGUCUGAGGCCAGAGCAGUUCAACGAAUAAGCUUCCAAUUUGAGUCAGCUGCAACACAGUCAUCCCCGCUCUUCCCGAAGCUUCCGUCAGAUUCGUGGCUCUUGAAGUCAGCGCAAAUGCGGACAUCGUCCUCAUAUCUUAAACAAAUCACAUCUCUGAACUCGAUCUCUGAGUUGCACCGGCAUUCUUUUGUUUGCAAACACCAAACUACUAGUCAGUAAUCUCACUAACGAGCCAGAAAACUAAGAAAUUUCAACAGCCGAUUUUUUAAACAUCUUCGAGUACACAGCAAUCUAGGACGAGUUUUUCCCGUUCAAAGAAGAGACUCCCUCAGUUUUAUCGAUUGACCAUACGCUUGAACAAGACCCCGAAUUGGUUUGUGAUCUGUUAAAAGCCUACGUAUCCGAACAGGAAGCAAAAAGCUCAGAAAACUAAUCGAUGAUUCCAGCGAUGCCUUCUCGAACAUGCCUACUCGGCAGUACGCGAACUCGAAGAAGCAGUAUUCUCAACCUUCACAGAAGGACCAAUACAAAGUCGUGAGUCCUAACAAUUCUAAAGCAACAAUUUCAGACAUCAGCAAAGCGACCAGAUCAAGAGAUUCUACGAAAUCUCGGGCCCAGCACGUACGACGUCUCUAGAUCUGGAAGCAGACGAAGAACUUUACGAAGACUCCAACCAGCCCACUGAGCCACAUGAACAUGAGGAUAUUAAGCCUCUUUUUACCAAUUUAAAAAAGGCCAUCGCCAGCCCAAAUCAAUUUGAGAACCAAACGGAAGGCAACGCAAAGACUUACGUGCUAGCUCCAAAGUCUACUCAGGCCUUUGAUUUUUUUCCUCCAUUUCCCGUUUCUUUUUUUCCUUCCGUUCUCUUCAAAAAAAGAGCACCAAAUUUCUUUCUUCCCCUUAUCACUCCGCAUAAUUAUUUAUUUUUCCGUCGUUUGUUCCUUUCGCGACUCGUCUUCGCUCAUGUAGAUCCAUUACGCUGCUUCGUACUGACGUCAAAAAUUACAGAAGCUGAACGCACUGCCCCCGGCAGAUUAACACCCUGUAGGUCAAAUGGACCUGCCUCUCCAAACAUAUAAGGUUUGUUUAUUUCUUUACUUCCUUUCCUUCAAAAGCUACCUUUAACACUUCACUCUAAUUAGUUCACGUAGACAAAAUUCAAGAUCAAAACUGUAGGACAUCGAAGCCUAUUUCUUCUCAAAAAAAUAUCAACAUUCAAAUGAACCCAAAAAAAAGGUACCUCGCUAGUCUUUAAAGCUAACUAUCAGCUAAUUUUUUUUCUUCGCCAGUACGCAUGCCACCGCUUUAACCUCAUUUCAAUUCAGUUUUCUUCUCUAAUCAAAAAAAGAGCCCCUCUUCUUCCCCUUUUAACAUCUAUCGGAUCAGGGACGAUCCUCAUCAAAAGGAAGGGAGGUGUAGGAGCCCAUAGCUCAUUGCAGCUAUUUCCGCUCCAUUGAAACACUGGACAAAGUCCUCCAGACGGCCCAAAGGCUUUUAAGAUAACAUUCCGAUGCGCACCGAUAACAUCAGCUCUUACCGUCGCGACGAUCAGCCGAUCGCGACGCUAAGAGCCGCGGAGCCGUCGACCCCGACGCCCUCCAAGAUCACACAAUCCCUCACCCGAGCCCACGCUCUAUUGAAAGCCAAUUAUAACUUUCAAGCUUUCAGGGCCGCCGUCGACAACUAUAAAAGCCCGCCACGACGACGGCAGGACAAGACCGGGGACCGGCAACGGACCCGCAGCCCACCACUCGACACCGCCAUCCCAUUUUUGAUUCAAUAUUUUAUUUUAUGA